AGUGGGUUGAAGUUGAGAAAUUAUUGGAGCUAAUCUUCAGUCAAAAUGAGUUCGUUCGCGGGUCGCAUGAAGGAGUAUCCCAACAUGUCGCUGGAUCGGUUUGACAGGGAGAAUCUACAUGCAAGGGCUUAUUUUUUAUCUCACUGCCACAAAGAUCACAUGAAGGGGCUGAAGGGGCCUCUAAUGAAAAGAAAGUUGAAAUUCAGUCUGACAGUCAAACUGUACUGUUCAUUUGUAACUAAGGAACUGUUGCUGAGCAAUCCAAAAUAUGCCUUCUGGGAAGAUCACAUAGUUGCUUUGGAACUGGAGAGUCCCACACUAAUCACUUUAAUAGACGAGGCUUCAGGAGAGAGAGAAGAACUUGUGGUGACUCUGCUUCCUGCUGGUCACUGUCCAGGCUCGGUCAUGUUCUUGGUAGAGGGGGCCCAGGGUACGGUGUUGUACACAGGAGACUUCCGACUGGCGAAGGGAGACGCCUCCCGCAUAGAACUCCUCCACUCUGGGAGCAGGGUGAAAGACAUCAAGAGUGUGUAUCUGGACUCCACCUUUUACGACCCUCGCUUCUAUGAGAUCCCCAGCAGGGAGACGUGUCUACAUGCUAUCCGGGGGCUGGUACAGGACUGGGUCAGUAGGAGUGUGUACCAUACAGUGUGGCUGAAUUGUAAAGCUGCAUAUGGAUAUGAAUACCUCUUCACUAACCUGGGGGACGAGUUUCACACACAGAUUCAUGUCAAAAGCCUGGACAUGUUUAAGAAGAUGCCAGAGAUUCUGAGUCAUGUGACCACGGAUCGAGCCACUCCGAUCCAUGCCUGCCGUCACCCCAAGGAGGAGGAGUUUGUUCCUGCCAGCAGGCUGCCGUGUGGCUCCUCGGCAUCAGAUGGAACUCCUCUAAACAUCAUCAGUAUCAAACCCUCCACUAUGUGGUUUGGAGAGAGAACACAGAGGACUAAGGUUAUCGUCAGGACAGGUGCCAGUUCCUACCGAGCCUGCUUUUCCUUCCACUCAUCCUACUCUGAGAUAAAAGACUUCCUGUCUUAUCUCCAGCCAAUCAACAUCUACCCCAGUGUCAUUCCUAUUGGCCGAACUCACGCUGAUGUCACGGAGCUGCUGAAGUCUAUGUGUAGGGACCGGUCCUCCUCGGCUGUGAUCUACAGACCUCUGGGAACACUGAAACGCACCAGACCAGAGCAGCACACCCACGGUGUGGACUGUGCCGAUUGGCUGUUUGAGGCGGACCUGGCCCCUGUCAGGAAGAGGGUGAUGAUGCAGGAGGCCACACCCACAACGCUCCCUAACCCCCCCGACGAACCUCUACCCCUAACACACAUACCUCUCACCACAGGAGACUACAUGGACUGUACCGAAUCUAAUGAUGAUGAUGAGGAGGAGAGAGACCUGGAGGAAGAAGAGAGUGGUGGGGAGAGAGACGAGGGGUCUGUGUCUAAUUCUGGCACCCCUCCUCCUCGCUGGGAGGAGUUUUUCACCACGGAGAUACUGACGGACAGCCAGACCAGCCAACCACACUCCUGCUCGCACACAAGCCCCUCUCACUCCACACUCACAGGCUCCCAGACCCCAGAGCUGUUUGUUGAUGUACGCCAAACUCCCUCGCCGUCAAUUCCUCUCUCGGCUGGGCGAGGCCUGAGUCAGGCUGAAAGCAUGCUCAUCCAAUCAGAAGACCGGUGUCAGGGAGAUGCAUUGACCAAUCUGGAUGCUGGGGGAGGAGAGAGUGGCAGCCACACUCACCAAUCAGAGCCAACGGAGUCUCAGGUGUCAUCAGACUUUGACAUCCCGUCUACGCCGGAGUCACACACCCCUGGACCAGACGACCUCAGCGAUCUGUACAGGAGACUGGCCGCUGGAGAGGAAGUGGUCACCAGGACAGGAAGUCAGGCCCUCUGACCCCGUCUACCUCUUUGUAUAUAGACCGAGGGAAGAGGAAGCGAGACAUUCCACCCACUAGUUUCUUCUGAUUCUUAUACAGUCAAUGAGCUGAACAGACCAAACCCAGCUGCUAAUGCAUUGGUGCCUAUGGGAGAGCAAUCACCUUAAGCAGAACGGAACUUUGUGGCCAUGAUAUACAGUAGCUUAGUAAUGUCCGAACCUUAACUCUGAUCAUUCCAUCCAGGUGACCACUUUAAAAUGGUGGAAGCCCUCAAUGUCCAGGUUAUGUGUAAGAGGAGUCCAUCUCUGUUAUAGAGUUAAUGGAUGAUUGUGGGUUCUUGACAAUGUCUUCCUCACCCAGAAAAUAGUCGACUUGAAGUUGGACAAAAACAGACAAUUGAUUAAUGCAUAUAUACGAUUUUAUGUGUGGGUCCAUAGCAUUAUCUACACAGACCAUAUCCAUGCCCUACUUUGUUAUAGAGACACCAUAGUCAUGCCCUACUUUGUUAUAGAGACACCAUAGUCAUGCCCUAUAUACGCCUGGCCUAUCAGGGCCAAGAGAAACCACAGCUACUCCUCGACCACCCUGGGAAAUGUUCAGUAGGGAAGUAACAGUCUUUCUGCGGUCUCUCAACUGGAGUCUGCUCCUGCCAGGCUAACGCAGUUCUGUAGAGAAUAAAGUCUGUUGUAGCUGUUCUGAACGGUAGAGAAUAAAGUCUGUUGUAGCUGAACUGUAGAGAAUAAAGUCUGUUGUAGCCGUUCUGAACUGUAGAGAAUAAAGUCUGUUGUAGCUGAACUGUAGAGAAUAAAGUCUGUUGUAGCUGUUCUGAACUGUAGAGAAUAAAGUCUGUUGUAGCUGAACUGUAGAGAAUAAAGUCUGUUGUAGCUGAACUGUAGAGAAUAAAGUCUGUUGUAGCCGUUCUGAACUGUAGAGAAUAAAGUCUGUUGUAGCUGAACUGUAGAGAAUAAAGUCUGUUGUAGCCGUUCUGAACUGUAGAGAAUAAAGUCUGUUGUAGCCGUUCUGAACUGUAGAGAAUAAAGUCUGUUGUAGCCGUUCUGAACUGUAGAGAAUAAAGUCUGUUGUAGCUGAACUGUAGAGAAUAAAGUCUGUUGUAGCCGUUCUGAACUGUAGAGAAUAAAGUCUGUUGUAGCUGUUCUGAACUGUAGAGAAUAAAGUCUGUUGUAGCCGUUCUGAACUGUAGAGAAUAAAGUCUGUUGUAGCCGUUCUGAACUGUAGAGAAUAAAGUCUGUUGUAGCCGUUCUGAACUGUAGAGAAUAAAGUCUGUUGUAGCCGUUCUGAACUGUAGAGAAUAAAGUCUGUUGUAGCCGUUCUGAACUGUAGAGAAUAAAGUCUGUUGUAGCUGUUCUGAACUGUAGAGAAUAAAGUCUGUUGUAGCCGUUCUGAACUGUAGAGAAUAAAGUCUGUUGUAGCUGUUCUGAACUGUAGAGAAUAAAGUCUGUUGUAGCUGAACUGUAGAGAAUAAAGUCUGUUGUAGCCGUUCUGAACUGUAGAGAAUAAAGUCUGUUGUAGCCGUUCUGAACUGUAGAGAAUAAAGUCUGUUGUAGCUGAACUGUAGAGAAUAAAGUCUGUUGUAGCUGUUCUGAACUGUAGAGAAUAAAGUCUGUUGUAGCUGUUCUGAACUGUAGAGAAUAAAGUCUGUUGUAGCUGAACUGUAGAGAAUAAAGUCUGUUGUAGCUGUUCUGAACUGUAGAGAAUAAAGUCUGUUGUAGCUGUUCUGAACUGUAGAGAAUAAAGUCUGUUGUAGCUGUUCUGAACUGUAGAGAAUAAAGUCUGUUGUAGCCGUUCUGAACUGUAGAGAAUAAAGUCUGUUGUAGCCGUUCUGAACUGUAGAGAAUAAAGUCUGUUGUAGCUGUUCUGAACUGUAGAGAAUAAAGUCUGUUGUAGCUGAACUGUAGAGAAUAAAGUCUGUUGUAGCUGUUCUGAACUGUAGAGAAUAAAGUCUGUUGUAGCCGUUCUGAACUGUAGAGAAUAAAGUCUGUUGUAGCUGAACUGUAGAGAAUAAAGGAACCAAGUUUAAACCAAAAUGUCUUUAUUUAAACCUUAAAAAGAACUUCAACAACAAGUGUAGUGACAUUAACUUGGAGCUCGUGGUGAAAUCAGGAGGCUGCUGAUAUACUGAUGGCUUCAGUCUUCCCACUGUUCUGC
This is a messenger RNA of Oncorhynchus nerka (sockeye salmon), 4051 nucleotides long. Its product is annotated as protein artemis-like. The record is from RefSeq and is a predicted model, not a curated record. Gene Ontology annotation, biological process: interstrand cross-link repair; double-strand break repair via nonhomologous end joining; telomere maintenance. Lineage: Eukaryota; Metazoa; Chordata; Actinopteri; Salmoniformes; Salmonidae. Gene Ontology annotation, molecular function: 5'-3' DNA exonuclease activity; damaged DNA binding.